This is a messenger RNA of Nothobranchius furzeri (turquoise killifish), 3514 nucleotides long. RefSeq names its product potassium channel, subfamily K, member 4a (gene kcnk4a). Lineage: Eukaryota; Metazoa; Chordata; Actinopteri; Cyprinodontiformes; Nothobranchiidae. Gene Ontology annotation, cellular component: plasma membrane. Gene Ontology annotation, molecular function: potassium ion leak channel activity; outward rectifier potassium channel activity. The record is from RefSeq and is a predicted model, not a curated record. Gene Ontology annotation, biological process: potassium ion transmembrane transport; stabilization of membrane potential.
CGCAAUUACCAAAGUGCUCUUCCUGUCGGUCACAAACGCAUUGUUGUGAAGGUGCUGAAUGUUUUCAGUUGGCAGAUUGGAUCGGUGGAAGAAAAAAGCUUUAGACUCUGCUUUACUUCACAACAAGUAUUAGAAAAUGUGUGCACCGUAAUUCUGCCUUUAGAGGAACGAGUGUCUCUAUUUGCUUCUCCAAAAGUCUGCACGAUUUGGAGAGCUAAGGCCCCCCCACAUCCAGCUCAGGAAACUCCGGGCCCUCUGCUCUUCCUCCGUGGUGACGCCACUUAAUCACACUGACGGAGCUCUUAACGGACUUCACACGUCUCCGCCUCGUCCCUUUCUUCAUCUCCUCCUCCUCCUCCUCAUAUGAUCGGCUGUGUUCUGCCCAAGUGAUGUAGGGUCACGGGAAUGGGGGAACACCUACCAAGGAGAAAACACGCACGCAUUUGCACCACACACACUCAGAGCUCAUUUACUGCUGAAGGGAACUGGUGGAGCAGCGAUUUUCAAAGACCAAGUGUUUAAAUGGCUUGAAAGGGAAGAAAAUGGACCCAUAAUCCCUCAUUUCUGAGCUUGAAGGGAACAAGAAACAAGCAAUGAUAUUAAGAAUGAAGAAAGGAUAUAAAACAUGGGAUGAGCUAAAAUCGAAUGUCUUAUCUCUGGUUGUGUCCUGACUGAGACCCCAACUGGACCUUUAACCCUGGAGGAGUGGGGGUGUCAGCUGGGAGAACAUGCAAUGCACCACCCUCACGACCCUGCUCACUGGGGUCAUGCUGUACCUGGGGAUGGGGGCGCUUGUUUUCGUCACCCUGGAGACCCCCAACGAGAAUGUUACACACAAAAACCUGCUACAAGCCAAACAGCACUUCCUUGUGAAUAACUCCUGUGUCUCAGAAGUGGAAUUCCAUGAACUUGUGAAGGAGCUGGUGUCUGCUGCUGAGGCAGGUCUGGACGUUAGCAACCUGUCUGCCAACCUGACCAGCCGCUGGGACAUGGGCUCUGCCUUCUUCUUCUGUGGUUCCAUCAUUACCACCAUAGGCUUUGGGAACCUGUCACCUCGGACGUGGUUUGGCCAGUUGUUCUGCAUGUGCUAUGCCCUGGUUGGCAUCCCAAUGUUUGGCAUCCUGCUUGCCGGAGUGGGGGACCACAUGGGCACGAUGCUACGGAAAGCUGUGGGCAAGAUUGAGACCCUGUUCUUGAAACGUAAGAUCAAGCCCAACACUGUGCGUGUGAUCUCGGCAGUUCUCUCCAUCCUGAUUGGCUGUUUGAUCUUCCUCGCCGUGCCAACAGUUGUGUUUCAGAGAGUGGAGAAAUGGACGUUUCUGGAGUCGCUGUACUUUGUGGUCAUCACCCUCACCACUGUUGGAUUUGGAGACUAUGUGCCAGGGGGAGGUUAUGAAGAUGGUACCUUCUUUAAGCCUCUGGUGUUGUUGUGGAUCGUAUUUGGGCUCGCCUACUUUGCCUCUAUCCUCACCAUGAUUGGUAACUGGCUGAAGAUUCUGUCCAAGAAAACCCGCGCUGAGAUGGAGGAGUUGAGGGUGCACGCCACAGACUGGACCCAGAACAUGGACUUCCGCAUCCCAAACCCUCUGGAAUUCAACGACCCGUUCCUCCUUCAGCGCCGGCGUUGGAAACGCAGUGAGCGUCGUCGCAUACGCCGGGGAGCCCAGGGCACUCUGGGAUACUGGGGAGGAUCUGAAAAUGGACACCUGCCAAACCGCUGGGCUGGCCUCUCCAGCUCCAUGAGCCAGCUGGAUGCUCGCUCUUCUCUACAGAGGGCUGCGGAGGCAAAGUCUAGGCCACGGGUGAGAGCAGCCGGAGGGGGAGCGGUCAUGAGAGUGGCGGUAGGAAACAGAGCAGACCCUGGUGUGGGUGUGGGUGUGCAGGGGCAGGGAAGGUCUUUUCACCAGCUGCUGGCUCGCUCCUUCUCCCUCCCCGUUGCCCGAUCCACCUCACAGCUGGACUCCACAGCUGCAGCCAUGUACGAGGGGUCCCCCUUUGGAUCUGAGUCUCAGUUUGACUCUAGGUCAGAGGGAUCCUCGGUUUCUCUGUCAUUCUCUGUGCUCCCAGUCCUCCAGCCUAUCAGCAGAGAGGAAGAUGCAGACAUGAGGGUUACACAAGUCAACACCGACCAAGAGACACGCAAACAGAUUUCAGCAGAGAAUUUGGAACUCAGAGCAAACAGUUGCCACAAUGAGUCACCUGUUGAAAGUUUUCAGUCUCGCUCCACCCCUCCUCCCACUGAACUGCAACUGGUGUGUCCUCCUUCCCCUCCCGACCCCAUCACCCCCUCACCAGACUGCCAGUUGUUGGAUUUCUUUGGGGAGAACUUAGCAUACAUUGACGAGUCUUCAGACACGCUGAGCGAGCUCGCCCAGUCGACAGCGAGCAAAGAGAAGAGGAGUCGCCCUCGAAAAACCAAGAGGAGGAGCAUGAGAAGAGAGCAGCCACACAACUGGAGCCCCCUGCAGGUGAGGAGGCCCAGCAUGCAGCCACCAUCCAAUCCCCCAACGCCACCUCCAGACUUUUCUCCUCCCGAGAUCCAAAUUGACCUGGCUCUCUGACAAACAGAAUCACAACCUGGGGCUGAAGUCCCGCCUGCAGCACUGUUUUCUCCAAUUCAGUAGAUUACUUUGUCAGCUUCAACGUAAUGUCUUUGGUUUUUCUGUAUUAUGGUUUUGGUGCUAUGACCCUCAGAAGGAGGACUGUGCCAGCUUUCCUCAAUUUAACCCCCUUAUAAAGAAGGUUCCUGUGGCCGACAGACAGCUGAAAUGUUCUCCUCAUAUCUUCUAGAACAUUCAUGGUAGGCACACAAGACUUUAUACAGAUGACCGCCAAGGCCUUCUGUUGCUCACACUUUUUUAAUUUUUUGAAUUGGUGCAGUGCUUUUCAAAUGGUGAUGAUAAGUUUGACAGCUCCAAUUUCAUUUCUGAAGGACAGAUUUAAAGGAUUCUCUCAUUAAUAGGAGUACAGCUGCAGGCCUCCAACAACAGGGAAAAACACGGGAAAACAGUGCUGCUCUCUGAUUAGCUCAUUGUAACGAAUAGUCUCAUUUAAAUGAAUAUGAAAAGCCUAAUAAUGAGCGUAUAACAUACUGCUGUUUCUAAUCUUUCUGAGCUCUCUACACUUAAAACUAGCAGCAUAGCUGACAUUUUAACAACUGUCAGAAGGCAGGAACUGCCCCCUCCUUUGCUGCUUUCUGAUUGGCUGAGAGUUUUCGAUCGUCUUCAGCCUGAAAUAGGGUGACCAUAUUUCCAUUUCUAAAAAAGAGGACGGAAGAUCUGUGCCUACCGAUGAUGUCACACUAGGGCUGGGCGAUAUGGCCUAAAAUCAAUAUCACAAUAUAUUGAGGAUUUAACCUCGAUAACGAUAAAUGGAUGAUAAAUACAGGUAUGUGCAGAAACAAAAGUUGUCACUAGAUGGGGCUGUCACAUGUAUUAUGAUGAGUCAUUUUGUAUCACUUAUGGUUUUAUAAAAUGUGCAGUGGAGAUAAAUCUACCUACAUUUUACUUUCAAA